Triplophysa dalaica is the source of this 5798-nucleotide messenger RNA. It is a transcript of the gene crtc3, whose product is annotated as CREB regulated transcription coactivator 3. The coding region runs from base 480 to 2459 and encodes 659 amino acids. The transcript has 16 exons. The record is from RefSeq and is a predicted model, not a curated record. NCBI's taxonomy places the organism in Eukaryota, Metazoa, Chordata, Actinopteri, Cypriniformes, Nemacheilidae. Gene Ontology annotation, molecular function: cAMP response element binding protein binding. Gene Ontology annotation, cellular component: cytoplasm; nucleus. Gene Ontology annotation, biological process: protein homotetramerization; positive regulation of transcription by RNA polymerase II.
UUGGGGCAGGCUUGUGUAUUUUUUUCCCUCGGCUUGUUUUUACUCGGAGUGAGAGAUCGGAGUUGACAAAACAAAUGUGUGCACAGUGCAGCCAAGUCCAGAAUUGGUGUAUUACAGUUCAGGUGGAUCUAGAUCAUGGGCACGGAGAAGAAGAGAGUUCAAGGGAAUACAUGCGGACUCCGAGAUCAGAUUUCACCGCUGCAUUUCACGAAUCAGUGACAUCUAAACAUUUUCUCAGACUCGAAUGACAACUGCGGUCGAUCUGUGGCCGUUGAAUGUCCCGCCGCAGGACACUCAUUAAUGGUGACAAAGUUCUUGUCAUUAAAUUGACCCCUUCAAACCCCUCUAAAGCUUCUGUACGGCACUUGGACACCCUUUUCAGACAUGAAGGGACAGCGUAAACGCAUUUGACUUCGAUAUCGAAAACAAUCAACCACCAUUUAUCCGUGAAGUUGAUCUCGAAACUCUGCGGCCCAACCAUGUCAGGAUCCCCGGGCUCGAGUGCCUCCAACCCGCGGAAGUUCAGCGAGAAGAUCGCGCUUCACAACCAGAAACAGGCGGAGGAGACGCUGGCCUUCGAGCAGCUCAUGACAGACCUCACCGUCUCAAGGGUGCAGUUUCAGAAGGUCCAGCAGCUACGUCUGUCUCAGAACCGGGCCCAAUACUAUGGCGGCUCUUUGCCCAACGUCAACCAGAUAGGCAAUGCCAGCACUGAUUUCCAGGCUACAUUUCCCUCCGGAUUUGACUCGGUCAGAGGGACCAGACAUCACGGUCUGGUGGAGAGAGUCCAUCGAGACCGCAAUCGGAUCAACUCUCCGCACCGCAGACCCAUUGACAAACAUGGACGGCAGCCUGAGACUUCUCCAUAUGGAACGAUGUACCUUUCUCCUCCCCCUGACAACAACUGGAGAAGGGAGCAACCGCAGUGGACCGAAGAGAAACGACCUGGAUUUAGAUUAAUAUCACAACUUAACAGAACAAACUCUGACUCAGCUCUGCACACCAGCGCCAUGAGUCCUAACCCACAGGAUCCUUUUGGCAUGAACCAGCAGAUGGGCAGAGGGCCCCCCCAGCGGAACGCCAGCAUGAAUGAAGCAGAGGGGGAUGGUACUGGAGAUAUUUUCUCAUUUCCUUCUGCCCAUAAUGAGGAGAAUCUACUUGGUGUGAAUAAGCCACUGCCCAAACAGUUAUGGGAGGCCAAAAAGGUGCAGUCUCUGUCCUCCCGGCCAAAGUCUUGUGAAGUGCCUGGAAUUAAUAUAUUUCCCUCUCCAGAGCAGAAUAUGGGUCUGUCUCACUACCAGGGCACGUUAAACACCGGAGGUUCUCUGCCUGAUCUCAGUAACCUGCACUUCCCCUCUCCUCUACCCACUCCGCUCGAUCCAGAUGAGUCCGGAUAUCCCAACCUGAGUGGAGGCAGCAGCACAGGCAACCUUCCUGCAGCCAUGAUGCACCUUGGCAUCGGAAACUCGCAAGGGCUGUCAUCCUCUCUGAGCAAUCCUUCCAUCCAGGCGUCCCUCACCAACUCUCAACUGCACUCGUCUCUCAGCAAUCCAUCCAUCCACACGUCCUUGCGUCUCUCCUCUCUCUCCAACCCUCCUCCUACGGGCAUGGCGAGUUCCCCCAGGAGGCGGCCGGCCCCCAUCAGCCCUCUGACGCUCUCUCCGGGUGGUGAUCAGCGGCGAAGUCUUGGCAAGCAGCUCUCACCCACCAUGUCACCCUCGCUAUCUCCAAUUACACAGGGGGUUGCCUUGGACACCAGCAACUUACCAAUGGAGCCGCCCCCUCCCUAUCCCCUUUACCAGCAAUCCCAGCAAUCCAUGCAUGAAGCUCCUCAUCCCCACACAUCUAUUCAGCAGAGCUCCCAGCAUCCGGCGGUGCAGCAGCGACAGCACCAGGGUAACCAGCACCACCAACAGCACCAGCCUGUGUCCCCUCUUCAGAACGUCCAGCUUGACUUUAAUUCCAGUGCUCACAGCAGCAUGGGAGCGUUUUUCAAUGAUCCGUUUAUGGAACAACAGUUCUCUGGACGCCAAUCCAAAUGUUCAUCUUAUCUGCAGGAUCAAUAUAAUAUGUUAGAGAACGUCAUGAGUUCUGUGGCAGGUGGAUUUGACCCUUCCUCCAACAUCUACUGCUCUCAAGCUGCCCUUAUGGGCUUGGGUGGUAGCCAUGGCAACCUGCAAGACCACUUUCAGAUGAGGCCUAACAUGCUCUACUCUAACUGCGGAGGAGGGGUGCCCAACAUUAUUCUUACAGAUGACUCCAAUCCCAACUUGUCUAAGGACAUCAGCAGCGUGUUGUCUGCUGUGCCUGAGUGUUUGGACUCAGACGGGGUUUUCCCACUAGAGGAUGAACUUCGUAUCGAGCCACUCAGCCUGGAUGGACUGAGCAUGCUCAGUGACCCGGAUAUGGUCCUCCCUGACCCCUCAGUGGAGGAUAGCUUCCGCAGCGACAGACUUUAAAGAGCUACGUCCGCACAUGAACGUGAAGACUAAAAGCACACAACCUACAGCACUCAGAUGUUCUGUCUCUUCUGUCUCGUUUUCCCAAGCGCAUGUUUUAACACUACGUGUUGAUAUGAAGUGAAUCAUCAGUCUUGCAUGUGUCGCCCAGACGGUCUGUCAGUGGCCGUGUUCGUCCGGCAUGCUUCAUCUUCCUCGUGAGACGCCGUCAUUGUAUGCAUAAAACUGACAUGUGCUACGAUCUGUAAAGAUAAAGAAACAAUCAACCCACAUAUAUGAACCUGCCGUGUAUUUUUUUUUUUAUUGUGACAAUCAGGACACUGAAGCCAUACAAAUGCCAAACCGUUCGAACAGCAUCACGCCUCACGGAUGGCUGGUCCAGGCUGGUCUAACUUAAAGCCACGUUACCAAACAAAAUGAAUGUGCUUGUUUUAAAAGAUAUAUCGGCGCUUUUGGAUAUCAUCAUGGCAGCUUUUUGGCAUUUUUGACGGAAGCGAAAGGAUGGGAAGCCUCCGAGAACAGUCCUGUGUUUAGGCUGUGAAUGUGGAGACGGUGAGAAGACGACAAUUUGACGUGUUAUGGAACAGAAGGAGUCAACAGGCUGCCCAAUAGGGCGAGUUUCUCCGCUGGUGCCGCAGCCUGCAGUGCAUGUUGUUGUUUAUAGCACGUGCUAAGCUCAUUUCAUUAUAUGCCGUGUAACUGGUUUUCUGACCAGUCUGGGGUCACCUUGCUGGCCUGUCCGUGAGCUGUGAAUCGGUUCGUCCUUCAGAUGCUCAGAAUGGGGCCAGUCCCUUCAUUCAAAAUUGUCAUCUAAUCAUCAUCUAACUAAUGUGUAUAGAGCAUUAUAUUGAAAUUUCUUUCAUAUUUUUUGUAUAAAAAGAGAACUUUGCCACUUAUAUAUGCCUCACAAUUUUCUCUGACUAGAAUGUAUUUUCGAUACAGAAAAAGGGCAAACUGUUUACAUAGAUAAAGUUUGAAAACUACAACUGACAUAUGCGCUCAGGCGCUGACAUUUUUAUGAUUUUGCUUUACGUCUAAAAGAAAAACGUUUGUAUCUUGCUGAUGUUGAUCCAGUCUUUAGUAAGCAAAUAGAAGAUUUGGCUAUGCAGAACUUCAAGGGGAACUCCGGCCCAAAAUGAAAAUUCUGCCAUUAAUAACUCAGCCUCAAGUAGUUUAACAUUGGUAUUUUUCCCAAAAUCGCAAACUAGAGUAGUUUUGAAAGCUUUCAGAAUCUUUCUUAGAUUGCAACACAACCAAUCUUCAAAGCGCGUAAACACAUUGUAAAAUCGGUCUUUCAGUAUAAAUUGAUAUAAUGCGAUGAGGAUACUUUAUGUACGCAGACAAACAAAACUAUGACUAUAUUAAAAAACUUCCUGAUUUGAGGGUUAGUUUCCAGCACGUUCCCGAGAGCCACACGACAGUGCAUCCGGUGUCAGCAUCACUCGAAGCAUGUGCGUUCCGAUGUAGAGCCUUUGUGGUCAGAACGUGCUUGCGUCGGGCGAUGCUGACACCGGAUGCAACGCAUGUGUUUGUAUAGAUUGCAAUGCAAAAAAAUUGGCUGGAGUUUCCCUUUAAGCACAGGACUGCUGGAACAAUCUAGAUCAUAAAAUGGAACUAUUUUACUUGUAUAUGUACUAUAUCUUUAAGCUCAUUUGAGAUUUUAUACUUGUAAUGCAGCUUGUAAUAUGUGUAUUUGUUAUCUGUUUGUUUUUUCCGUUUGGACUUUCGUUGUGGACACCUGCUUUUGUGAAAGUUGUUGUGGUUGGUUUUAUCGGUGAUGUUCAGCAUGGGCCCACACUCUGCAGCUCUGAUCUGUUUUAGGGGUUUUAAAAAACGCAGUUCAGAAUGCUUAAUACGUGGACGUGGAACACAUGUAUCAUUGUUAUAGCUCGUGUUGAGAUUUGCACUGAACAAAAUUGAUCUUUGGUAUUAAGAAGUAAAUUCAUUUUUGUUAUUUGAAAUGAAGCCUGCAUGACAGGAGUUUGAAUUGCAGUGCAUUUUGUGAAUUUAAAUGACCAAAUAUUUUGAAAUGAAGAAAGAUGUUUAAAUAUAACUCAGGAAUAUUUUCACCAUAUCGUAACUGGUUCAAUGCUGCGUUUCCAGGGCUGAGUAUCUCCUGCCUCCUGCCUGCCAGAUCCAGACUGUGUCUGAUUCCCAUACCUGUUAUAGUGGGGAUCUGAUGAUUUUGUUAUCCGUGUUAAUAUUUGUGUAGUUUUCGAUUCCUGAUUUCCAACGUAGUUGAUAAUAGAAAGCAAUAGCAACGCUAUCUGUGCGCCAUGUCCACGUUAUUUUGUUUUCGAUUUUUACUUUUUUGUACAUUCAUCCAGGUCAUAUUUGUCAAAAGCAUCAUGAUAGGCUUGUUGAUGACUUCAUCACAAAUGAAUAGAUAAACCAAUCAUGAACGUUUAAGGGACGUUCUUUUUUAUUCUUGUGUGUGCAUGUUAUUUGAUGUGGUCUUGGGAGGCAAGAAGAUGGGACGAUUAACAGAAGCAGACACGAGGCCAGAUUUACAAAAACCUUAAUUCAAGCUUUAGUAAAUCUGGCGUACAAAAGUGUACAAAAGGUUAUUCUGCUGAAUUAUCUUUACAUACAAAGAGAUUUGGCUUUCACCCCUGUGUCUCUGGUUAUUAUGUUUUCUUUUGUAACAUUGUUCUUUUAGGUGUAUUAUGAGCAUCUAUUUUAACAAUAAUGUCAUGUUAAAGGCUGAUGCAGCUUUGGGUUGUAGAGCAUGUUUCACUGCAUCACAUGCCUUCUGAAGUGUGCAUCUCUUUAUAAAAAACAAACUGUUAUUGUCUUUUGCUCUGUCACCUACACAGUUAAGUUUGUAGUUUAUUGUCGGAAGUAACAGUGGCAGCACAUUUCCAGGGCACAAGUAAAAUGAUUUGUUUUAGGUGUUCCCAUUGAUCACUCACUUGCUCUCCUCCUCUGGAAGGUAUUCUUGUCCUCUGCCCUAUUCCUGUUAAUCUGUGACCACUAGCUCCCUCCCUCUGACUGUACUGUGAUAUUUUGGGUUUUUGUAAUUUCCCAUUUCCAGGCCAUGUGCUUUAAUGGCAAAACUUUAUUUUAAUAUAGACUUCAUAACAGAUACUAGUUCUUUUUUCUUCUGUUUAUAAUGUUUCUUUUUUAUGUUUGGCUUUUUGACAACAAAAAUGUACAGUUAUAUUAUUUAAAGAAUAUUUUCUUGUCCACUAGUGUUACUUUUUUAUUAUGUCAUGGUGAAUCCUUCUUUUUCAGAAAUUAUGAUUUUAAUACACCACAAGGCGUUUGGUUGUGAAGUAUGUUAUAGUGCUUUUCCUUUGAUUUAAUAUAAACAAAUAAAACUAUUUACUGUCUAUCAGA